This is a messenger RNA of Radiomyces spectabilis, 1706 nucleotides long. RefSeq names its product carboxyl transferase. Gene Ontology annotation, cellular component: mitochondrion. NCBI's taxonomy places the organism in Eukaryota, Fungi, Mucoromycota, Mucoromycetes, Mucorales, Radiomycetaceae. The transcript has 9 exons. The record is from RefSeq and is a predicted model, not a curated record. Bases 85 to 1662 code for a protein of 525 amino acids. Gene Ontology annotation, molecular function: propionyl-CoA carboxylase activity.
AAUUUCAUUCAGUUCCACCUCUUUUUCCUAACUCACUUUAUUCUUUUGAAACUUUUUUUUCUUAUCAAGCCGAAUCGCAGUGACAUGUUCUCCAUUGCCUUUCGACGUAACGGUUUCCGAUGUUGGACUCGAUUAUAUUGCAAUCAAAGAUCGUUUGUCACCAUUGACGAAAAACGGCAAGAAGCCAUUCAUGGCGGCGGCAAAGCGAAAAUCGAUGCACAACAUGCCAAGGGAAAAUUAACCGCGCGUGAACGGUUAAAAUUAUUACUGGAUAAAGAUUCCUUCCGUGAAUACGAUAUGUUUAUGGAACAUCAAUGUACUGACUUUGGAAUGGAAGGCAAAACGAUCGCAGGCGAUGGUGUAGUGACAGGUCAUGGAACCAUUUAUGGACGACGGGUGUUUGUAUACAGUCAAGAUUUUACUGUAUUUGGCGGCAGUCUAUCAAAGACAAAUUCUCAAAAGAUUCUCAAAGUCAUGGAUCAAGCCAUGACGGUGGGAGCUCCCAUUAUCGGUUUGCAAGAUUCCGGCGGGGCGCGGAUUCAGGAAGGCGUGGAUUCACUGGCAGGAUAUGCCGAUAUAUUCCAGAAAAACGUAUUGGCAUCGGGGGUCGUGCCGCAGUUGUCGUUGAUUAUGGGUCCAUGCGCGGGCGGAGCCGUUUAUUCUCCUGCUCUGACAGAUUUCACAUUUAUGGUUCGAGACACGUCGCAUAUGUUUGUCACAGGGCCAGAGGUGGUGCGAGCCGUUACCAAUGAAGAAGUGACCCAGGAAAUGCUCGGCGGAGCCAAAGUACACACUCAUAUAAGUGGCGUCGCCCACCGAACAUUCACCAACGAUGUUGAAGCUUUGCAAGGCAUCCGAGAAUUCUUUGAUUAUCUUCCAUUAUCCAACCGUGAUCCCGUCCCUGUCCGCCCAUGUGAUGAUCCGUUGGACAGAAUGGAUUCAGCUCUUGACACCAUUGUACCCACCAAUUCCAAUUUGGCUUAUGAUAUGAAAGAGGUUAUCAACAGAAUUGUUGAUCGACAUUCUUUCUUUGAGAUUUCACCCAAGUUCGCGGGUAAUAUUCUCGUGGGUCUCGGACGAAUGGGAGGUCAAACGGUAGGAUUAGUAGCCAAUCAACCUCUUGUAUCGUCUGGGGCUUUGGACAUGGAUGCAUCCGUCAAAGCGGCCAGGUUUAUCCGAUUUUGUGAUGCGUUCAAUAUCCCUCUCGUGUCACUCGUGGAUGUUCCCGGAUUUCUUCCCGGAACAAAACAGGAACAAGGUGGCAUUAUUCGCCACGGAGCCAAGUUACUUUAUGCCUAUUGCGAAGCCACCGUACCUAAAUUGACUGUCAUUAUCCGAAAAGCUUACGGUGGAGCCUAUAUCGUGAUGAGCUCCAAGCAUUUGAGAGGCGAUUACAAUGUGGCAUGGCCGACCGCGGAAAUUGCGGUGAUGGGCGCGGCGGGAGCGGUUGAAGUGAUCUUUAGAAAUCAUCCCGAUAAAGCCACUAUGCAAAAAGAAUACAAAGAGAAAUUCGCUACUCCCUUAUUCGCCGCCCGACGAGGUUACCUUGAUGACAUUAUUGAACCCAGAUUGACUCGUGCACGAUUAAUUGAACAGUUGGAUCUGUUGAAAACCAAAUCCCUACAAAAUCCGUGGAAAAAACAUGGAAGCAUUCCUCUUUAAUCAUAUACUAUUCAUCAUGUCCCCGUACAUAUGUAAAUAAACCA